GCGCGCCGGCGUGACGGCGUGAUGAUCAUCCCGCUGGUCUGGCUGGGGGCUUUCCCUGCUAGUGGUUGACCUCCCUCUUUCUCUUUAUCUAGCUCUGCCAUUCGAAUUGAUUGUACUUCUCCUACCCCUGCUACACCUCAGCUCUCCCAGUGCUACGACUGGCGUGACACCGGCUGAAAAUAAGUUGCGGCUAAAGGUUUCACCGCAGGGACACUACAGCAGCUCCUUCUCUCCAUCUCUAGCUUGUCUCUACAUCCAACAUCCAUCUCAUAAGGUCAAACUCGCCGUGUGUGAUCCCGCUUCGAUGGGGGGCGUGGAAGAUGAAGCAUCCAAGGCCGUCCUCGAGAAUCCCCCACAACCGGUUCGGGCGGCGCCGCCACGGCCUUCGCCGCCGCCGCCGCCGCCGCCUCUGAACACCAAUCUCGGUGGGCGCGUUGUUCCAAACCAAGACAGAGAGGUCUCAGCAGCAGCAGCAGCAGCAGCAGCAGCAGUGGUCGGAGAUCGGCAGAUAGAUGAGGACCAGACGGCGCAGGAGGGAGGUUUUGCGUCGAGGACUUCGGCAUCUGGACAAGCGCUCAUCCUCUCGGAAGAGCUGGUGGUGAUAGGAGCGGCGGGGGAGGUGCCCCAGGACGACACGCCAAAUUACUACGAUUGGCAAUACCUGUUUCCAGAGCUGAAGGUUUUGGUAGAUGGCUUGUCGGAGAUAGCGGCGGAGUGCGCACAGGUGGCAGCGUGGAAGGCCUGGCCCGAGAAGCACUACGACGAGGGCGGGGGGCAAGAUUGGAAGGUGUUCCCGUUCGUACACACGUUCCCCGCGUAUGAUGAGGCCCGGCGAACAUGGAUAGACAGCACCUGCGGUCGAUGCCCUGCGACGGCUGCCAUCUUACGCCGCCUGCCCAACAUACGAACGGCGCUAUUUUCCCGGCUUGGGGGAGGUUCCCGGAUCUCGGGGCACCGGGGGUGGGCGGACCUCGCGAACCACGUCCUGCGGUGCCAUCUGCCGCUCAAGGUACCCUCGGAUGGGCCGUGCGGACUGUGGGUGAACGAAGAGGUACGGCACCAUGUUGAAGGCGAGAUUAUCGUUUUCGACGACAGCAAGCUGCACAAGGCAUUCAACGAAUCUUCGGGGGAGAGGCUUGUUUUGAUCGUUGACAUCCUGCGACCGCCAGGGGUGCCUCUUGGAACGGCAGACGGGGAACACACCCCCGAGCUCGACGCCUUCAUUGAUGCUUUCCGAUGAGCUCCUUUCACCCCACCCCCACAGCUGGUGCGCCCAGGCCGGUGGGCUGGUAUAGUGUUUUUUGUUUUGUUGAUACCUCGUUCGGGAGGAGCGGAGUCAUGUGUAGUGCAGGUAUCCUCGUAUUGCCCGUCUCUAUCUAUCUCUCUCUUGGCGAGGUUGAACGUGAUGUGGAAUGAAAAGAACUUGCUGCUUUCGUGGGCGUGGUCUUCAGUGUCUACAUCUUGGUGGACGUGCAAGUGCACAGCAGUACAGCAGUAAAAAGGCCUUGGGGCGUGAGCUACGAGUGAGUAUCAUUUGUGCCCCCUCUCUUGUUGUAGUUUGGUAUUGUUAUUUAGAUUGUUUGAUACGUCCUUGUUUUGUGUCCUGUUCGUUCUGCACUUACUCGUUGUUGCUUCCAAGCUUUCAUGUUGGGAGGGAAUCAGGUACCUACUCGUUCAUCCGUUGUAUUCAGCCCGGGGGAUGGUGUAUUGAAGAUUCCCUACUUGAUUCCCUACUUUGCGGGACUAAGCAGUACAUCUACGUAGACAGUGAGAUGCUAGAGGGUGAGAGCAGCCCUCGUCACGCCCAUUUUGAUGGACUGGACGGAGGUGUGCGUGGGCCCUGUCGUGAGCAAAGUUUUUCUGUCUUUGUGGCCGGCGAACAGGCAGUGUUUGGAUUCACUUGGACUCGACACUAAAAAGUCAACAUUCAUGUGGAUUAUGCAUUCAAGCAGCAGAGAGGCCUGCAGACACCAGAACAGAUGUUGGACUAACACGAACUCACACAU
Ectocarpus sp. CCAP 1310/34 is the source of this 2006-nucleotide messenger RNA. The record is from the annotation of a GenBank genome assembly. NCBI's taxonomy places the organism in Eukaryota, Phaeophyceae, Ectocarpales, Ectocarpaceae.